Anoplophora glabripennis (Asian longhorned beetle) is the source of this 2452-nucleotide messenger RNA. It is a transcript of the gene Cdc23, whose product is annotated as cell division cycle protein 23 homolog. The transcript has 6 exons. Bases 196 to 1926 code for a protein of 576 amino acids. Gene Ontology annotation, biological process: cell division. NCBI's taxonomy places the organism in Eukaryota, Metazoa, Arthropoda, Insecta, Coleoptera, Cerambycidae. Gene Ontology annotation, molecular function: protein binding. The record is from RefSeq and is a predicted model, not a curated record. Gene Ontology annotation, cellular component: anaphase-promoting complex.
UUGACACUGUUGACAGUUUUUAAUUUUCCUAACCUCAUUAACUUUCAAAUUUAUUUUACAGGAUAUAUAGUUGAUUACAGGUGAAGACAAAGAGGGUAAUUUGUGCUGGAAGCGAGGUAUUAAAAACAGAAUAAAGAUAUAGAAACACAGUUCCUAAUACUUAGGCUCCGAACUAUUUUUGCAUAAUUAGAAAUAAUGGAUACUUCAGAUAUUAAAAUUGAUUUCAAAAUUAUGAAAUAUGAUUUAAUGAGAGGCAUAUAUGAAUGUUCGCAAAGAGGAUUAUUUCAUACAGUGAAGUGGCUAUCUGAAAUAAAUUAUGCUUUGAAACAUAUAAAAUUAUUUCCUGAAGAGCUGCCUCGAUAUUCAGAAGAUUCUGAAGAGGAACUAGAAGAAUUCUUAAUUGCAAAGUCUUAUUUUGAUUUAAAAGAAUAUGACAGAUGUGCACAUUUUGUUAGAGCUUGUAAUAAACCCAAACCACGUUUUCUUUAUUUUUAUGCACGAUAUUUGUCUAUUGAAAAAAAGAAAUUGGAUAAUAUGACUGACACUAAUUGCCCUCCAGAUCCCACAAAAAAUGAGGCUUUAAAAGACUUAUGUACAGAAUUAAAAAUAGACUAUUAUGAUAAUAAAUUGGAUGGUUAUUGUUUGUACCUAUAUGGGAUUAUAUUAAAAAAAUUAGAUUUGUCAGCUCUUGCUAUUGAUGUUUUCAUUAAGGCAGUGAAAACAGAACCUAUACUGUGGUGUGCCUGGUAUGAACUUGGAAAAAUUAUACCAGACAAAAAUAAAAUAUAUUCAUCACAGCUACCAGAUCAUUGGAUUAAAUAUUUUUUUAUAGCUCAUACUUAUUUAGAACAGUUAAAUAAUGAUGAAUCUCUUCAGAUGUAUAAUAUAUUGUACUCAAUGGGUUUAGAAAAUAGUACCUAUAUAAUGUCACAAAUUGCUUUAGGACAUCACAAUCGUAGAAAGUUGGAUGAAGCAAUAAAUAUGUUUAAGAAUAUACUUGCAGUUGAUCCUUAUAGAUUGGACAAUUUGGACACUUAUUCAAAUCUUUUAUAUGUCCUGGAAUUAAAAAAAGAUCUUGCAGAUUUGGCACAUAAAGUUGUCAAUGUUGAUAAAUAUCGAGUAGAAACUUGUUGCGUAAUAGGAAACUACUAUAGUUUAAGGUCGGAUCAUGCAAAAGCUGUAUUGUAUUUUCGAAGGGCUUUAAAACUGAAUCCCCAGUUUUUAUCAGCAUGGACGUUAAUGGGGCAUGAAUUUAUGGAAAUGAAAAAUACAAAUGCUGCCAUUCAAAGUUAUAGGCAUGCUAUAGAAAUAAAUGCAAGAGACUAUAGAGCUUGGUAUGGUUUGGGGCAGACAUAUGAAAUACUUAAAAUGCCAAAUUACUGUUUACACUAUUAUAAACAAGCGCAACAGCUAAAGCCUAAUGAUAGUAGGAUGGUAAUAGCUUUAGGUGAAGCAUACGAGAAAUUAGAUAAGACUGAAAAUGCAUUAAAAUGCUAUUAUAAAGCAUGCAAUUUAGGAGACGUUGAAGGGACAGCUUUAAUAAAGUUAGCCAAGUUAUAUGACAAGUUGAAUGAAACUGAAAAUGCAGCUGCUGCGUUUACAGAAUUUUGUUUAAGGGAAGAAGAUAGAGAUAUAAAAUGUUUUGAAGAUCAAGCUGAAUUUUACAGUGCAUUGCAAUAUUUAGCAAAUUACCAUUUAAAAAAGGGUGAACUAGAUGAUGCUUAUACAUAUGCCUACAAAUGCAUGGAAUGUGAGGAGACCAAAGAACAAGGAAAAGCCCUUUUGAAGUCUAUAGCAGCUAGAAGAAUUGAACAAGAACCAGCUCAAGCCGUGGUAAUGAGUGAAACAAUGGCUAAUAUAUCAAUAGCAAAUGAAGAAGCUAGCAGUAGUAAUAUGGAUAUUGCAUUUUCUCCUAGAACUAUUUAAGUAAUGUAAGCUAUUUUUGUGUAUAAGCUGCUAAUAUACAGGCUGAUUCAAAAUUUAGUACAAAAAAUUUAGGGACGUAUUUUUGAGGUCAAAAUAAGAUCUUUUUCCCUAUAAACGUGAGUCCAAAAUAAAUUUAAAAAUUUUUCACCCUAAAUAUAGUUAUAAAAUUUGAAAAUAUGGUGUACAUUUAACUCUUCAUCAGCUCCAACAUCUUGGAAACGGUUGGUCUGAGAUUUCGACCAAGUAUACCUUUUUUGCUUAAAAUUGAUAGGGGAAUAAACACACUAAUACAAAACGUGUACAGGGUAGCAAAAAAGUUAAAAACAAUUUAAUUCAAGCGUACCCUUAUAGGUGGCGCCCUCUACAAGCAGCAUCAAAAGCAAUGAGAUAUUUAAAUUUAGCAUCCCAAAAAAACCCCGUACCACAAGUUUUAUGCAAACAUUCACAUCUAUUUGGAAAUUAUUCCUAAAAGAUCGAAAAAAAUAAAAAAUUGACACACUGUAUAUCAAAAACUAAGCGUGUUGUG